Messenger RNA from Ipomoea nil (Japanese morning glory), 642 nucleotides. RefSeq lists its product as uncharacterized. The record is from RefSeq and is a predicted model, not a curated record. The transcript has a single exon. NCBI's taxonomy places the organism in Eukaryota, Viridiplantae, Streptophyta, Magnoliopsida, Solanales, Convolvulaceae. The coding region runs from base 1 to 642 and encodes 213 amino acids.
AUGCGCCAGUUAGAUGUCCAUAAUGCCUUUUUAAAUGGACAUCUAGCCGAAACCGUGUAUAUGAAGCAGCCUCCUGGUUACGAGGAUCCAGUGCACCCGGAUCACAUGUGCCAUUUGCAGCGCUCGCUUUAUGGGUUGAAGCAAGCCCCCCGGACUUGGUUCAAACGGCUUCAUGAUUUUCUACUGCUUGCAGGGUUUUCCUCGUCAAAAACAGAUGUCUCAUUGUUUCACUACACGUCCGGCACAUCUCGGGUAUUCUUGCUUGUGUACGUUGAUGACAUCAUCAUGAUGGGGAAUGAUGCUGUGUUGAUCAAUACCCUACUACAGCGGCUUGCGUCCACCUUCAAAAUCCGUGACCUUGGCAAACCAGGUUUCUUUUUGGGCAUCGAGACCAUAUCUACGGAUAAAGGGUUCAUACUUUCUCAACGGCGGUACAUGACAGACUUACUUAGUCGUGCAGGGAUGCUCGACUGCAAAUCUCUCACCACACCAGCAUCGGUCACAACAUCAGUCAUCACGGCAACAUCCGCUUAUGAGAACCCAACGCACUAUCGGCGCAUUGUCGGGGCACUACAAUACUUGACAAUAACACGCCCAGAUUUGUCAUACUCUGUGAAUCGUCUAUGUCAGUUCAUGCAUUAA